AUGAGUGCAGUAGGGGAAAACCCUCUGGACCCUGCGACGCCAGAGUCACGCAAGAGGAAGGGCUCACCAUGCGACACAUCAGGGCAGAGGUAAAGACCUGACAGCUUGAUCUUUCUGUGGCAUUAAAUAACACACAUCACAUUACAUUAGGUUACUGCUUUGUUUGUGUCCUGUGCGUGGAUGUGUGUGUGUGUGUGAUAGCUGAUGUAAGCUGAUGUAAGAGCACGGCUAACAUUUCUACAGGAACUACACGCAGCCACUGACCUGCGCAUUCACACAGCAGCGUCCUCCUCCUCCCCUUCCUCACCCCUCCCUCCCUCCCUGCCUCCCUCCCUGCCUGCCUCGGUCACCACGCCUGUGUGUUCUGGCUGGCCAAUGCACUGACCUACUUUUGCUGUUGUCGUCUCUCUCACACACUCACACACACAUGCUCACAUAUACACACAUUCCUUUUUUUUUUCCAUGUUUGCCACAUACCUUGCUGGAACUCGUCGGUUUAAAAGUAUAGUAUUGAAAGUGGAGAAUAAGGUUAAACACAAAGCCACUCACAAGACACCCGAGUCUGAAGCUAUUCUGUGUCAGUGCUCUUCCUGAUUAUAUAUAGUAACUUUCAUGUUUACAUAAUGCAGAAAAAUAUCACAGGCAGCUGUGGGGGGAACCACUCCACACUUGUACACUACAUUUAGAUCAUACCUGUAUGUUCCUGAAUGCAGAAAAUAAUAACAAAAUUCAAGUGUUUUUUUAAUCAAAGCAAGUUUUUGGAUAUAGCUGCAACUUUUUUACAACCCUGCUCCCAUAAAAAUUGUGUUAAAUGUUCAUAAAAUCGUCACAUUAGCUUCUGUUUCUUGGUGCUAUUUAAUUAUCAUAAAACUAACAUGCUUUAAAGUUGUUUUAGCCUCACUUUCACACAUGCACCCCCGAGAGUUUGUAGUAAUUUUCAGAAGCCCCGACCCCACCAGAAUUUUGCGAAAGCUUGUUCACACUUGUCCUACCCAGGGUGAGGCGUUUCCUGUUGAAAUAGGUAGUGGGCAGCGGAGGGCGAUGGCUCUCGUAAGCGAGGAUGUGACUCUUUAAAGCUUUGAGAAAAUGAUGAUUGACACAGGAGUUGUGAUACUUUGUGGGUCUCACUGCUCAUUUUGCCUGUUAUAGUUGUGUAAUUUUGACUAACCCCUGAUAUUUUUUUCCACCGGCCAGGAUGCCAAAGAGUGAGCUUUCCUGAUUUGUUUUAUAUUUUCCCCCAGUUACACUAAGCGAUCCUUUAAAGGCUGAGGGAUCAAUCAUAACGAGAGUAUUUCCACACAACAGUGAUGGAGCGUGGAGUUUGUUUGCAAUUAUACUGUGCACUCCUUCCUGCAUGGGCAAGCCACCCACCCAAAAUAUAAGUUGUGGUCAAACACACCGUAACACCAAGUUAGAUACCCCCUCAAGAGAUGAAUGUUGCCGACUGCUUGCUUCUUUAGUGAUACCAACUGACGAGUCGGUCACCGAGUGCAGCGGAGUUUCGCAGCUCAAGGAAGAACAUUUAUGAUUAUUGCCAAAUGGAAAUGCAAUUAGACCGAGAUGCUAAGGCAGAAGAACUACCGCACCUGCAGUGCAAAAUGAUUAUUAUGAUGAUUAUUACUUCAAGGAUAUGAUCCACUGCACUCUGUGAUCGACUAGUCAGGGCUUCCAAACAAAUGGCUGCUGGAGUAGAGUGAGUGAGUUGUGUUUAGUCUCUUUGCUAAAGAAAUAAGGCAAAGUUAAAAAGAUGUUUGGUGGCUAGUACUAUGGCUGGGACCUAACUUCUGUUGAUGAAGUUAGCUGCUGUUCUGAGCAUUAUGUGUGGCUAUAGAGUGGCGUUUUGGUUGAGGUUUGCGUGUGGUUCCAUAGACUGCUGUGUAUUGCUAUCAUGCGGUCGUUACUAAUGUUGGUAAAACUAGAGAAGCAAGCAGUCGGCAACAUUCAUCUCUCAAGGGGGUGUCUAACUCGGUGCUAUGGUGUGUUUGUCCCUAGACUAAUUUUACGAAGGACUAUCUAUUUAAUGGAACAGAUCACUUGACUCAGCAAGAACCGGCUCUUUCAGCGCUCAAACAUUCAUAUACUAGAGCUGAGUUUAAGCUCAGCGCAAGUGUCUUCUGCCGCAGUGCAGGGAAGUUAAGAAAACUGACGCAACUUUGACUAUUACUUGAAUGACAUAACAUCAUUUGAACAGUGCGGUUGUAAUAUGAACAUGUACAAUGGUCACACUAUAGGACAUGCAAUCUCAGUUAUACGAGCUGAAAGACAACAUGCUGACGCUACUUCAUCGUUGAUCAACAUCUAUGCCCUGUGUUCAGGCACAUAAAGAGUUGAUCGCUUCGCAGGCUGUGUCUGUAUCUGUGUGUCACAUGACUGUUGAAUGUAAACAUGCAUAAAAGUCAGGACACUGCUACCAUCACUGAUAGGGAUGCACAAUAUUACUGGCAUCAUAUCGCCAGAUAUUGGCUUAAAAAGUUGAUCCUUUGUGUUUGCAGAUAUGAAACUUUCUGCAUAUAUAAAUAUCAGUCAAAAAGAUGCUGCAUGAAUUAUGAGCACAUGAUGAAAGCUUACUCAUGUUGGCUGUAAGGGUAUUGAAGUGUUAGACAGAGACUGUAGAUUUAUUUCUGAAAAAUACGUUUAUCAUUUAUGAUAUAUGGCAGAAUCAAAUCCCGCUUGUCUUUGCAUUCUAUGCGAUGUAGAAACAGUCGCGUAAAUAUCAGUGUCUUUGUCCUCUUUCAGUCUGGAAAAGCGAAGACGAGAACUGGAGUGUCGCUACAUAGAGGAGCUGGCUGAGCUGCUGUCAUCCAACAUAGGCGACAUUGCCAGCCUCAGUGUCAAACCUGACAAGUGCCACAUCCUCAAGAGCACCGUGGACCAAAUCCAGCAGAUGAAACGACGUGAGCAGGGUGAGGGGCCGAGCACAGAGACACAAACACAGAUACACAUGAUCUGUUUAAACCAUAACCACAGAAUCUACCGGGAGUAAGUUGUACAGAGCUCCUCUCACAUUCGUCAAGGAUAAGUACUUUUUUAAAAUGAUGCUCUUAUUUUCUGACCAUCUUGUUUAAAAAUCUACUUCUUUUAAAAAAGCUGUGAAGCCAUGAGCUUUAAAAGCAGGUAACAAUGGUGCUAUCACUUCCAUGUGUAUGUAUAUGCGUUUUAUUUUUCCAGUGAUGUAAUUGGGUCUUUUAUUUUGAAGGGCACUUCUAUCCCGUUGUAUUGGAUUUCUGAUUUGUCCUUGUCUCCUGACAGAGAAAGCAGCCCUUCUGUCUCCAGAUGAUGAGGUGCAGAAGAGCGACAUCUCCUCCAGCAGCCAGGGGCUGUUGGAGAAAGAGGCGCUGGGGCCCAUGCUGCUAGAGGUGAACAAUACAUACUCACAGUUAUAAACACGCAACGUUUCCUCCACAGCACCACUGCAGGAAUUUUUAACUCCUAUCUCAACGCACGCAAUUUAAAUCUCCCCUCCUCUGUCUUUGCGUCUCCUCCUCCUUCUCCUGCUCCCUCAGGCUCUUGAUGGGUUUUUCUUCGUCGUCAACCGGGAGGGCCGAAUCGUCUUUGUUUCUGAGAACGUGACAGGUUACCUUGGAUACACCCAGGAGGAGCUGAUGACCUCAAGUGUGUACAGCAUCCUCCACGUGGGAGACCACAAUGAAUUUGUUCGAAAUCUGCUGCCCAAAAGCCUGGGUGAGUGAUCUGGGACUGUUGGCUUCAAGUUUCUCACACUAAAUAUUCUCAUUUGAUGGCGUCAGUGGUCUUAAGAUAUUUGCUAAUGACAUUUUUAGGUUAUGUUUGAUAAAGGGUCUAACUUUCAACACUAUUCUAAGUGCUCUUAUUAAACCUGCAACAUGUUACAGGAGAGGGGAGUCAGAGGAGAGAUGCAGCAUAUGUGUGGGUGAGUUUUGAGGAGGGAGGGCAGAGUCAAACAAUGGGCACUCACUCCGCUCCAAGUUAUUCAGCGUUGUUUUAAUUUUUUAGCUACAACCUUGAGAAGAGAGAAUAAUGAAAAUGUAGGAGGCGUGAUUCGGGUCGUACGAGGACAAAAGAGAGAAACAAUCAUCACCUCAGCUCUCCUCUCUCCUUGGAAACAGAUCUCCUAAACCAUCUCUCUAAAUUUCUGCUGUCCUUGUGAAACACAAAAGCUUUUUUUACAGGAAGGUCUUUCAGUGAAUGUUGGUGAGAUGUUCUGUUAACUCAUUUAACUCUAAAGAGACCGACUUUAAGGUAGGACUCUGGCAAAAUAAGGAAAAUACACAAAAAAGAUUUGCAUCUACUUAUGAAGAACAUAAGAGAUGUGACAGUUUGAAGGUUCAACUCCACCCCAUCAAAAAGUGAGCUAUCACAAUUAAGUAGUCUCGAAACAGCCUCUUUUUCACACUCAACUCUUUCCCCUACCUACCUGCUCUGUGUUGUUUCCAUUAGCAUCAAAGUCGUAAACCUCAGUGACAUGAUCUCUUUGUUUUGCUUACCAUGUAGGGAUUCUAACUUGAAAAACCACCUGCUCACCAUACAUCAUUCCCUGCAUAAGUCAUUUCUCCCUCUUCAUUCCCUUCAGUGAUUAUUCUUUGUUUAAACUUUUUAGUCAUCAGGACUUUAAGAGACUUUGAUGUCAUCUAUUCAUUUUUACCAUUUCAAACCAAGUCUCUUAAGGCUCUAUUCUGUGAAGGUACAGAGUUUACAAAUGGGAAUAUCUACAUUCUAUAUCAGAAUUCUCCCCUUGCUCACCCUUCCUGUUUUUGAGGCAACGGUGGCUUUCAUGGACAAGAAGCCCCUGUGAUGCAUUAAAAGUGUAAUCCUCCAUCAGUAGCUGCGUUUACAUUGGCAAAAAUAAUUGGCAUAAAUGCCCGAUCGGAAUAAAAAAGCGUCAUGUAAACAUGUCGAUCUGAAAAAUCUGAUCCAAUUCGGCUCAAUUGGAAAGAAAUUGUAGUCUGAUUGAGAGGGGUGGUUUAUUCCGAUCAUUAUUCCGAAACGUGUCCAUCGUGACUCUCUUACCUGACUCGAUCUUCACUCUUUAACCUUUGGCUUAUUUAUUGAGGUCAGUACAGGAGGUUUCCUUAUUAACACUCUGGCAUAAAAUACAACCACAGGAAACAUGUCUGCUCCUCCGAUAACAUAACAAGGCGUACAUACAGCGUAAUGAUGUCACAUCUGCACACACAUUGCCACCUUUGACAGAACAAUAAAAUAUAUUAGCAAGGGCGCCAUCUAGUGACAACAUUAAACAGGGGGGAAAAAAAUUCUUAAUUGGAUGAAGUGCGCCACCACCGCGUUUGUUGGUUUGUUGACAACACAGGCGGAAAUACAGCUCUUCUUCUGCGUUUUUUUAGUGAAAUUAGACAACUCUGCACAUGUCCAAAUGCUUCUAAUCUGAAUAAAACUUGGUGUAUGUAUACACACAUCACAUCAUCAGAUCAUUUGAUUUUGCGCCCAUAUAAACAGUGGAUUCAGAUUUUCCGAUCCCUCAAAUUUUUAAUCGGAUCAAGAAAUUUUUCACAUGUAAACGUGGCUAUGGAGGUAUUAGCAUUAAAAAUAUCAAAAAUUCUUUUCCUCACAACCACCACUGCCCUCUUCUUCAUCUUCCAACCGGUGAAUUUGAUGUGGCCUCUUACUGAAGACAGAAACAUGUUUUAGAGUCAUCAUGGAGGCAGGAAUGAGUUUUUUAAAACAUGUUUACUGUUUAAAAUGGCGGAUAAGAGAGUCUUCGUCUUAAUGUCUCAGCUGCAUUAUAAAAAUGACCAUAACCUUACCUCCUUCUCUCAAAUCACUUUUGUGUGGACGAUCACUGUGUCUCUCUGUCUUUAACCCACCCGGCAGUGUAGUUGUGAGUGACAGCAGGCCUCAGUCAUGAUACUGGCAUUAAAUGACCAAAAAUUCCUUUUUUAAGUAUUUAAAAGAAACAGUCUUAAAUUCAUGUGGGCCUGCAGAGUAAUAAUGACUAUUUAUAAUCCAUCUUCUUAAACCAGAGUUACAGGACGCCUCAGGCAGACAUUAAAUUAAAAGGUAGGGGAAACAAGCAGAAUGAAGACAGUAACAGGGAAGUGUGAAAACCACUUUAAAAUACAAAACAGGUUAAAGAAUUAAUCAAACAGCACGCCUGUGAAGAGAAUGCAUUUUAAUGAAAAGAGGUUUUCAGUAACUUAAGAGAAGAGUCUGCCUGAGCUAGUCCGAUAUGAUCCUCCGGCAGGGAAUUUCCAAACCUGGAGACCUGCUUCGUAAAGGCUUGAUCACUUUUGGUCAUGAGGUGAGAGAGUGCGAAGAAAGUCUCAAAUGUAAGGUGAUGCUUGACCACUAAGGGCCGUGAAGCCAAGCCACAAAACCUGAAAAUCAAUCCUAAUACUGAGUGGUAACCAGUGCAGAUCAGCGAGAGUGGGAGUGAGUUUAAGUUAAAAGUGCAGCAGCAGUGUUUUCAUUGUGGUGUCUGUAUGCAAAACUCCUGCUGAAGUAUCCCAGUGACGUGUCUGUUUAAUGUUUGAGAACUGAAGUGUCUCUAAGAUGCCCUGUGAAGUUUCCUCAUAAACAGAUUUUCUGUUUACGCACAGUCUUACUUACACAAACACACCAUGUUUAUCCUGUAGGCCUCACAACAGUGCAGAGGAUACGUCAUUCCUGUGCAACAUUUUGCAAAAAUUUUUGAAUAUUUUAAAACCCGUAUUCAAGUUUACCGGCAAAGAGUUUCCUCCUUCUCGCUUAUAAGUAACUUAACAACUCCUCAUUCUGCGAAGCCAAAGUAAACUCUGAGUUUAUUUUCCUUUCUGUCCAGUAAACGGUGGGCCGUGGCCUCAGGAGCCUGGCCGGAGGAACAGCCACACGUUUAACUGUCGCAUGCUGAAGAGGCCGCCCGAUGAGGUGGAUUCAGAAAACCCAGAGGCUCGGCAGCAGUAUGAGAUCAUGCAGUGUUUCACCGUGUCCCAACCACGGAGUAUGCAGGAGGAGGGGGACGGUAAAGACUUGCACAAACACACAAACAAUGACUAUACACAGUUUAUAAGCAUUGCAAUAAUAAUAUAACGAUUGUAUCACUGGUGUAAGCGUGCACACAUGAUUUAAGUCUUGGUGUUAAAAAACUGGACUCUUGAACCUCUUGACUUGUGUUUACUUACAGCAGACCUGCAGACCUGUCUGAUCUGUAUUGCCUGUCGGAUGCCUCGCACCCAGCCUUUCAGCACUGAGUCUUUCAUCACCAAGCAAGACCCCACAGGUAACAGACACAGACAUGCACACAUACAUACCACUGUCUCUGAAAGAGUAAUAGUAUAGAGUUGGGGUUUUGUCCCUCUGUGUUAUUUUGUUUUUUCGCUCACUAUCAGUCUUCCUUUAAGUCUUCUAUUCCACAAAUGUUCUCUUAGUGCUUUUACAUUCAGUCAUUAUAGAUUUUCCUGCAUCUAUGUGUCUGUUUCUUUGUGAAUAUUCACUAGCACUGAAUUUUAUCAAGUCACCAGAUCACCACGACAUCAAUUUUACAAAAGUUUUCAAUGUGAUUCAGUAGCAGCUCUUUAAAAAACUGAAAAUUUCAGAUUUCCAAGAACAUAACAACAACCUUUUAUAAUUCUGUUCUCUCAGUUUAAUUAGUUAGAAUCUAUCAGAUGUAGUGUACGUCAAAAUAAAAGCAUAGUUUUACAGUGCUGGAAAUAAAGCAACCAAGAUGCAAGACAGAAAAAAUGUCAAAAUAAAAGAAUGGAAAGCAAUAAAUUUACAAGGUGAUGUUCUCCAAAGAAGUGUCAGUCACAGGGUUGGUGAUAUCAAUAACACUGUUAGAAAUGGAAAAAGACAAUCUAAGUAUGGCGAUGAUAUCUUUAUUGUGAUAUUUUAGGGCUGCAAUAACCAUUAGGAGACAAAUGGACAUCUUUACAGUCUUUAUUCAUUACAUUUUUUUUUUUGACUUACGAUUUUAUUCCAAUUUAGUUUUUACAAUACAAAAACCAUCACUCCAACCAUAAACAAACAAAGAGCAGUGGGCACAAUAACUCAACCAAAAUAAGUACAAGAAAACAAAACAAAGGGUCCAAGGCAGUGUUGGCGUGACUGAAGUAAAAACUUCAGAUUAAAGGUUCGCCCGAUUUCCACUGUUCCACAGCCGCAUGAGGAAUUGAAAUCCAUAAACAUUGAGAUAGUGUGCAUAUUAUAAUGUCUAUGUGCUCACUUGUAAAGCGCCAUCAGCACAUCAUCCCACCUACAUCCAGAAAUCAUAAAAAGUACGGAUGAUUCGUUGAAACAGAGGUUGACACAGAUAAAUAGGAUAAAAAUUAACAAUGGAGAGGUAGGAAGGUAAUAAUAACAGUAAUAAUUAUAUUGAAAAUAAUAAUAAUUUCAUUAAAUUUGACACCCCCAUCAUAUUUAGUGGAUUAAAGCAGGGACAUACCAGUGGACAUUCCUCUUAUUGUCACAUUCAGAGUGUAUUGCACCAUAACAUCACAGUUAGGAUUCCUACAAGUCUUAAUUUUCUCUAAUAACCUAAGUAGAUUACCCCACAUUGGCACCAUUAGGGAAAAUCCUAUUUCUUGGUCACUAUAUUUGGUUAUUGUACUGUAAAAAAGAGGAAUAUGAAGCACCUCUACAUAUUUAUUUUACUGUCUAAUUUGGAUGCAGAAUUUAAAAAAUGUUCCAUCUUAAAAAAUAAUCAAAUUUUCAUGAUAGGGUCACACUCUGAACCCUGAAUGUGUGGAGGCUCCUGCACAUGUCAAAAUCUGUGUGGACAGAUCUGUUUCAUGUGUGUGUGUGUGUGUGUGUUUCUCUGCUGCAGGGAAGAUCAUCUCCAUAGAAACGAGCGCUUUGCGAGCAACAGGCCGACCUGGCUGGGAGGACCUGGUCAGGAAGUGCAUCUAUGCUUUCUUUCAGCCGCAGGGCAAAGAGCCCUCCCACGCCAAGAAGCUGCUGCAUGAGGGUGAGUAUCCAGGAUUGAUUGUUCGGCUCUCACACGCAGAAAAUCAUUGACAGGCUCUCUGCCAGCUUCGUCAUGGUUACCAGAGUUUCAGCACCACUUCAAUGUCAUUACAAUUGAUAGAAUUGAAUGCUGUAAUUUCAGAAACUUUUCAUGCUUGCAGGAGACGGGUCGUGCGAAGUUAGCAAUGAUUGGCACUCCCUUUAGAGAUGUGUGGAAUAGAUGUUUCAGGUUUAUAUGGAGUCAUAAAGGCUGGGUUUUAUUUUCAAACAGCUUUUCUAUUAACUUAUGAACAUACGGACACAAAAAAAGCAUUUUUAGUGAACUGACAGGACAAAGACCAAACGAGAAGAGUCAAGUUGUUCAAAUUUGACUGAAGCUUAAGUUAACUUUUGUUUUUACUGUGUCUGACUUCCUCCUCACUGUUUGAUGUGUGAACAUGUGUGUGUUUUAACCCUCAGUGAUGACCCACGGCACGGCCAUCAGCCCGCUGUACCAUUUCACGUUAACUGAUGGCACCCCGCUCAGCGCUCAGACCCGCUGCAAGUUCUGCUGCCCCCCCAACCCUGACGUUCAGCCCUUCAUUAUGGGCAUCCACACUAUUGACAGGUACUGUGUGAGACACUUGUGCACACUCAUGCACACAUUUCCCAUGCAUUCCAUUAGUGCAUUACAGCCUGUUAUUUUUACCCAUACAGUGAUGUCUACAGUGUUGUGACGAGGUUGGAUUGCUUAUUGAUCAAACAGGAGACUGUAACAUAGACUGCUGGUCUUGUCCCACAUGAAAACAAGCAACUGUGUGAACUUCAUAUAAGAACCAAAACACGGCCUUUCCUCAACUCAACAAAGUGUGUUUUCAAAUUUGUGAACUGGUUUCAGUGAGACUAAAUCAAGAAUAAGAUUGUAGAAAGUCCUGAAGGUAAACUGAGACCGAUGGCUGAGACUCAACUCAGCCAUCGGUCUCAGUUUAAAAACGACCUCUGAGGAGAAGUCCAAGCUUUUUUAGUUUGAUGACAGCUGUGGUAAGAGACAUAAUGUCACUACGGUUUCAAUUAAUCUAAGUAAGACCAUCUCCUUCGGGACCACAUUAAGAUUUUGAGUCCCUGUCGGCAUUUUGAAAACAGUCUUAUUAGUUUGCUUCCUUCAGGCUCUGUUGUGCUCUGUAACACCAUCAGUCUUCAUUAUUCAAAAAUCAGCAUCAUAACUCCACAGCAGAGGUUUAACAUCUUGACCUGCUGUCACUUUGUCCCGGACGUCUACCGUCUCUCUCUGUCUGUCACCCCCCCUGGAGCUGUAGGUAAGAUUGACAGGUGACCUUAAACGGGGUUCACAAACUUAAACAUGAGCACGAAGUUUCUCCUCCUCCAAGGAAAGUCAGCAAAGGCCCCAUUAUCAGAGGGUUCUUAUGAUUAUGUCGCCAUUUCAUAAACAUUAAACAUGUUCGAUAUCCACAAUUUGACGCCUAUCUCUAUAACGCAUUAUAAAUAUAUGUAUAAUGCGUUAUAAUCACGUUAUAGCACUGUAUAACUAUAGUAUAGUAACUAUAGUACACACCUGAUUCAAAUGAUCAGCUUGUUAUUAAGCCAUUACAGAGCUUGAUAAUGAGCUGAUCAUUUGAAUCAGGUGUGUUGGAGCAGGGAAACAUCCAAAACAUGCAGGACAGUGGGCCUCGAGGACUGGACUUGAGAACCACUGCUAUAAAGCAUUAUGACUAUUUAUGAGUGUUUAUAACUGUAGUUAAACAGUGCUAUAAGGUGAUUAUAACGCAUUAUAAAUAUAUUUAUAAUGCAUUAUAGAGAUAGGCAUCAAGUAAAGUGUUACCGAAUUCUGCAAGUGUGCGGGGAACCUCAAGAAAGUCUUUCCAUUUUCAUGUGGGAAGUACAACAAACGCAGCUAUGGCAUGACCGUAAACUUGAAACAUAAACAUAGACAGAGGCUGAAUGUGUGUGUUGUGUGUUUCUUCACAUUGUUGAAUCUGACGUCAUGUGUCGUCAUGUGUUUUGCCUUUUCCUUACGUUACAUUAAAGCCGUCCUCUUCUUCUUCUUCUUCUCCUUCUCUCUCAGGGAACACAACACUGCUAGCUCUCAGGAAAACACUAACCCCAGCCUUCCACCCAACCUCGGCAGCCUUGCCCAGACUCCCUCCCGCUCCCCUUCCCUUCCUCCCGGCAGCAACUGGACUCAAGGCUCAGGCGUGGCCGCCAACAACAGCAACGCCUCCUCUCACGGACACAACCCAACCACACCCACAGGCUACCUGACUCCCAACAGGACCUGUUCCCAGCAGGUCAACAGCCCCUCUCCUCUGAGCAGCCCACUCACAGCCACCCCUACCUCUUUUAUGUCGCCCAGGAUGCCACGGGCCAGUCCUGGGUCAGGGGGGAGCCCCCGAGUAACGGGGAACCCCUUCUCUCCUUCCACACCAGGCCUCCACUCCCCAACCGGGGCACUUAGCGGCGGAGGCAGCCUCAACCGGCAGCAGUCUGGUGGGGAUAGUAGUAGUAGUAGUAGUAGUAGUAGUAGUAGUAGUGGCGCCAACGGUGGGUCAACGGGGUCCUUCUCCCUGUCCUCUCCUGCCCCUCAGAGACAAGCCAGUACACCGACUGGCACUCCUACUCGACCUCCAUCUGCAAAACCUCCAGAGGAAGGAGAAGGAGGGGGAGAGGACUCUGUAAAAGCCCCCCUUCCUUCUGCCUCGCCUCUGGGAAACCCCAGACCCAACCAGCUCCUGGAAAGCAAUGGGACAGGAGCAGAAUCUAACAACAACAACAACAACACCCAUUGCACCUCAUCACCUCAUCCUCCAAACCCUCCUCCUGUUCCUCAGUGCCCUGCCUCACACAGUACUCUGACGGAGAGACACAAGAUCCUGCACCGGCUGCUCCAGGACACCAGCCCCAACGAUGCCUCCACCACCGCAGAGGAAAGAAUCAAAAACCAAGUAGAGAUCAAGAAGGAGCCGCCUGCAAGUCCUGCACUGGCCACAGCAGGUCCUAAAUCCAACUCCAGAGAGCCCCAGGACCACCAGCUGCUCCGGUUUCUGCUGGAUACAGACGAAAAGGUGACUGUGGAGAAUGUUCACUUGUGUCCUCCAUUAAGGCGGGAUGUCAUGUAAGAAAAGAAAAAAAAUCCUAAUGUUGUUUGUUUUGAAGGACUUGGGAGACCUGCCGCCUCCGUCUGCGCUCAGCCUGCAGACGGUUCGGGUAAAAGUGGAGAAGAGAUCCAGCAUAGAGGGGCCGGCCUGUACAGGGUCUACUACUCCAACAGCAGGGGCAUCCAAACCUGCAGGAGUCUCCAGCAGCCCAGCCUGCAUGAGUCCCAAACUGAGCCCUGUUGGAGAAAACCGCAGAGACAGCCGCAGGGACAGCCGGGACUCCACGGUAAUGUCAUAGUGAUCUGAAAUCGUUUUAGUUUUUUUUUAAUAUCUGCUGCAACAUUUUCAUACCAGUCAGUACAUUUACUGCAGUCUACGGUAGCCCUGUGUGGACACAUUGUUCAAAAAAAUAUAAACAUUCACCAAACACAAAGAACACCUGAGUCAUCCAGACGAGAAAUUAGUGUCUCAAUCAUUAACACUUGAUCAAACUCGGUAAAAUGUUUCUCCAGCAGUUUGCAAAUUUGAUUUUUGCAUAAAGGCUUUUCUGCUCAAGGAGAGGUACAGUUUACUCUGAUUGAAAAGAAUUAGUUAUCACCUAUAUUAGUGUAAAGAGUAAAGCACACUCAAGUGUUCACCAGAAUGUGAGCGUGUUCAUUUCAUGCUCCUCUUGAAUGAUCCUGUCCUCUCCCUGAGACUCUGCUCGGGGAUUUGUCAGUUUUUGUUCCUCCAAUCCACAAACUACAUGCAUUUUAUAGUAACAGGACGGUUUGUGCAAUUUACAAAUUCACUGAUUCACUGUUAGUAAGGACUAAAAUAAAGAAGUUAAAAAAUGAAAUUAAAAGAUUGAGUUUGAAAAAAUAAAAAAUCUCUCUGUGAUUAAAAAUGAACAGAAUGAUAAAGGAUACAUACCAUCUAAUGAAUUUCCCUUUGAGGAUCAAUAAAGUUCUUGUGUUGUAUGUAUGUUGAUACACACAUACCCGUCUACAUCAGCCUCUUCCCUCCAGACUGUGAUAAAAGUCCAGUCCUAACUUUUACAGCCUGAUAAUUUAAUGUGUCUUCUGUGGUGCCCCUCAUGUUUGGGAGCGCUUGAAUUGAAACGCGCCCUCGUCGAGAAGAAAAAAAAAGCAUUUUACAAUUAAGCAUGGCUAUUUUCCUCCAUUGAGCCCUGCUCUUGCAUUGGCAACUCCCUGACAGCCGUUGUAAAUCAUGUUGGAUGUUUAUUUUCUUGGACUUUGUCUCCACUGCGGGCUCAGCUACCAGCUGCAGCCUUUGAAGCUCGCUGGCCUUUGACCUUUUGUCUCUCCCCAUCUCUGUGUCACUGAUCCUCUGCCCCCCUCUCCUCUGCCACCCAUUAUUCUUUAAUUCUUUACUCUUUCACUCCAUUACACCAUUCACUCUUCCAUCCUCAUCGUCCUCCCUCCAUCCCCUUUCAUGUGUUUCUGCUUUGCGCUCAUUUUCCCGCCCUCAGAUGUCGGGUGGCCCUGUUGACAUGGACCCUCUCACCCAGCUGCUGCCUGGCCUGAGAGGCCCGAGUGGGGCCAAGCAGGGCAGCGAGGAUUCAACAACCCCUGGAGGAGGCCCCCAGCUACACUCUCCAGCCCCCCAACCCCCAGCUCAGCUUCAGUCCCCCGUGCCUCAGCUCCAGUCCCCCCUGUCCCAGCCUCAGUCCCUUCCUCAGUUGCAUUCGCCGUCACCGCAGCUCCACUCUCCCUCUCCGCAGCUCAAACUGCAGUCGCCCACACAGCUCCAGCCCGGUGAGGCCAGCACUCCCCGCAACGUCAAUGUGAAGAGAGAGCCUCCAGGCACUCCUAACCGAGGUACAGUUUCACCCAGGAGGGAGGGGGGGUCAUUAAGAGGAGGGGGAGUUAAGUAUAAUAUACUACCUGUGGACCCCGAAGUGCAGUCUCAAUAUUUAGGCAAGGCCGCUUUAUUUAUACAACAUAAUUCAAACAGAGGGAUAAUUUAGAGUACUUAACAUGGGCAGAAAAACCAUGAGAAAGACGUGUUCAAACAAUGUGGCUUUGAGAUCAGUUCACAUAAAACAAAAGUGAAUAUUAAAGCUCAUAAAAUCAAGUUCAAAACAAGAUAAAGAGCAGAUUGAAUCUUGUGAAAAUAAUCUAAGUAGCCUUAGAUUGAAUCAAAACUAAAAGAUGUUAAAUAUUUUUUAAUCACUUAUUUUAAAAUAAUGACAAAAUAGCAUUUUUCUGUUUUAAAUCAUCAUUUUAACUGGAUUUUUCAUCACGUUUUGUUGUUUUUGUGGUUGUUUUCUUAUCACAAUCUUCAGUUGUAGUGGUAGUAUCCGGUAUAGGAGUGUUAUCUAGGGAGGUCUCUAUAUUGAUUCAUUCAUUACAUACUGUACCAAUACACUGUCAUUCUUUAUGCCCCCUAGUGGCUGAAAAUAGACACUGCAGUGUUAAGUAAUCUCACAUAGCACACCACUGCAGAAUGUCACAUAGGUAAAAGUCUGAAAUAAGGAAAGUGCUGCAGUAACUCAGACUAAACAGUUUUAAGAAAAGCCUCAAGGGUCUUUAUUGAAUUUGCCUUCGGUGAGAAAAUAAAGUUAUUCUUUUAUUCUUAUUUAAAAAUCUGCCCAGGUGAACUGAUCUCAGGCCGUGGGUCUGAUCACAGCUGUCAAUGUUGCAGCAGGCUGUGCUAGUAGCUAGACGUCCCAAAACCAGACUCUGUGUGGGACAUACUUGAUAUCUCGUUUUGGAGCAUCCAGUCCUCUCUCUCUUUUAUUUCUUCAUUUUAAUCCUCACGUCCUCUUUUCAUCCUCAGGGCUCAGUGAUGGCGGCCCACCCUCCGGCUGCAGCCUCCAGAGUCAGUCAUCGUUUGAUUUCUGCAGCCCUCCCACUCCAGGCCAGACGACGGCCCAGGGACAGGGAGAGUCCUACCAGACCCCCAAAGACAGCAGCCCCUUUCCAGAGUCAGAGGUUAUCAACCCCUUCAGUUCAAGCACUGGUAUGUAGAAACACUUCUUUCAGUCACACGCAAUCCGCUCUUUAGAAACUCGACACUCAUGACUCUUCCGUGGCAUUGUUUAGCUGACCUUUGUCUGUAGACUGAGAGUCUGAACAUGAAUGACCUCUCAUUAUCAGCACUAGGUGUAGUCACAAAGUAUUCUGUUACAGACUAUGUAGGUGAAAAAGCUCAGUUCAAAACAGCAACACUACAUCUCUCAAGCAAGGUGGAAAUCUGGCGUCUGAAGCAGGAGUUGAAGUUGCUGAUCAGGUAUUGUUUAAAGAUCCGUCAUGUCUUACUCAGAAAUGCUUAAAUCUGUUUCAGGCCUGUCCAAGAUGGAUGUGGGAGACUCCCAGUUCCAGCCUCUGGCCCUGUCCGACACUUUGUGCUUCGAUGGUCUUGGAACACCUUUACAAGCUCCUUUGGCAUCACCACAAGAGUAAGUUCCCCUGAUCCUUGUCUCAGCUCUACAACACUUUGCACCAAAGUUGUCAAUCUGCUGUUUAUCCUUCCUGAGUUUUAAAGAAAGUAAAAGAAGUGCUGUGCUGAGAUGUUGUUGUGCUUCUGUGUGUGUGUGUGAGCAGGCAGUGUGUCCCCUGCACGCUGGACGAAGUGCUCGGCCCUCCGACCACACCUGAAGGACGGAACGAUGAGAAAGCUCUGCUGGAGCAGCUCGUCACCUUCCUCAGUGGGACAGACGAGAGUGAACUGGCUGAGCUGGAUAAAGCCCUGGGGAUUGACAAAUUGGUUCAGGUAAGUGUGUCAUAUAUUCGAGGGAUCAGUACACUGUAUGUAUAGAGAGUUAAAUAGUCUCAGUAGUUAAAGCGUAUCAUAACAGUAGCUGUCAGGAGCUGCUGCAGGAUCAUUUUAUUCUUGAAAACAAACACUGUGAUACCAGAGAGGGAGGCCAGACGUCUGACCUAUGAUGAAGUGCAAACUGCAUUCAAAUGGAAAUGUUUACCGGUGGUGUGGCUGUGACAGACUUAAAUAAGAUGUUUUUUCCUUUCUCCAGGGCGGCUGUUUUGACCCUUUGGCCCAGAACUUCCCGACCCAGCAGCCCACUGCCUCCCCAGCUCCUCUAGACCCUAAACUCCCUACUUACCCUUCUCAAUUCACACCAGCUCCUCAAGCUCAGUUUCCUCCAGAGCUGGCCACCGUGGGGCCCCAGGGUCUAGGGUUUGGAGCGCCUCGAGGGGCUUUCCCUGCUGGAACGACAGAAAUGGGGCUGAGACCGGGUAUGACGCGACCACAGGGGGUGAACGCCCAGCUCAGGCUGCCACCCAACCAGCUGCGCCUGCAGCUGCAGCAGAGACUCCAGGGCCCGCAGCAGGUGAGGAGGCAGAGGCUGAUCGUGUUGAUUGGUGUUUCAUUUCACAAGGAUCACACUUCAUUUAGACUCUGAGCUGCUAUUCCAUCACAUCAGCGUCCGUGUCAGCACACAUUUUAUGAAAUUGAAUUGUUGUGCAUCCGACACAGUGAUACAAGGAGACACUCCAACUCCUCCAGCCUCGACUUUAGACCUCUUCUCCUGUGUAUGGCUUCUUUGUGCACUUUUAGUUCAUACACAAGCAAAACUGUCCUCGGCAUGAAACCAUGAAUGUCACAGACAAGCUUUUAUCCUCCAUUUAACAGCUCUGCACCAGAUGCAAGCUCACCUGGCUACAAAAGUGUGGAGAUUCGACUGUAACUGGUGUAAUCUGGAGCUCCUGUCAGGAGUUUUCAGCUGACUACAAAACAAGUUGGAGUAAAUUUUAAUGACUAAAUUUGAUCCAGAUCAAUUGAAAUUAAAUGGACCUGCAUUGGUGAAAUGUUUUGACUCUAGUGAUGGGAGGAACAGUUCUUUUGACUGUAUUGAAUCUUAAGAAUCCGUUCACUAAGAUGAUUCGUUCAAGAGAUUCGUUCACUGAAUCAGUCAGUGCUUCGGAGCCCCGUCCUGCUGGUGUAGUACAUGAGUGAGUGACACAGAGACGCUGAUCAGGAGUCUGGUCAUCGAACGAGCCCCUCCCCUGCUGCUGAAGUUCAAUGGGUGACACGUGUCGUUCAUUUGCCAAAUCGUGAAGGAAGAAUCACUCCCCUGUCCUAAAAAACUCAUCUCUCUGUGUGCCGCUGACGUUUGCAUCACAAUGCAAGUGAAACAACACAGCAGCAAGCAGCACACCCGCUAAACAAGCGCGAGUCGUCGUUCUUUUAUAUUGUGAGAAAAUUGAGAAAUCAAAAAUAAAUAAACCUCACCGCUUUAGCUGGAAUUCUUAUACUUUUAAAGAUAUUAAAUUGCAUGUUGCUUCAAAUUGGCUGAAAUUAAAUUCUUCUUGCAGGAAAGUUUAUAGACCUGUACUAAUGUUAAAGCACGAUAAUGCACUGUUUUAUCUUAGCCUACGUUCAUCCUCACAGUGAACGAACUGGUGCUCGGCAGUUCGUGAACGACGUUACACCUCUCCCUCCUCUGCAUGUCUCAAGUCAUUCGUAAGCCGUUUAUUUCGUUCUCAGUCUGACUGAUCAGUUCCACUCCCGACGCACGCCAAGCUCGACGCUGAGCUCAACUGAACUGAGAAAGGAACGAGUCAGGUCUUGGAGUGAUUCCAUUCACGUCUUUCACCCAGCAGUUCUGUUCUUUUGACUGAAACGUUCAUGAACGACACAACACUAUUUGACUCUUCAGACUGUUACUUGUCGUCCACAUCGUGCACCUGUAAAACUGGAAUAAUGCAGGUGUAGGUGUACAUGGCCCCUCAUGUCUUUACUUCGUCCAUGCACCCUGAAUCCUUCUAUAGAACUCAGUGCUGAGGGCUGUAAUGAAUCGUCUGAAUUAUUGACUUAUCUUAUUACUGUGUGAAUCCUGCUCUGUCAAGUGCUCUCUUGAUUUAAUUCCUUAAACGUUGAUUGAAAAGCUCUUAAAGAACUCUCCACCUCCCUCUCCUCACUCCUCCCUAAUAUUUGAUUUCUCUCCCUCGCUCUUAUUCUCUAUCUGCCUGCUAAUGAUCGUUUCCGUUUCAUUUUCCAUCAUGUCUUUUCUUUACCCCGUUAUCACGCUCUCAUCCGCUAACCCCCCCGUCCCCCCUGAUCUGACCUCUGUUUAUUUCUGUGCCUCUCUCCAUCUCAGCUCCAAAACAGGAUGGCAGGCAUGAAUCAGUUUCCCGGAGGAGCCCAGCAUGUGAACAUGGGGAUUCGUCAGGGGGUCCAACAACCUCAGAUGCCCUCACAAGUGAGUCACAGAGGCAGCAUUAGAUCAGCACUCAUCUCGAUCAUCUACUACUGCUUUCUAGAGAGCCUAAAGACUGAAAAAUGUUGACAUAGAUUUAAAGUAUUUGCUUAAAUGUACACUGUGAGCUGCUUUUAUCAACAUUUUCCUGUUUACUAUAGAUUAAAGAACUAAGGAGGCUUGCUUGUGAGGAUGAAUCACCUACAAAGGAUUACGGCAUCUUUCAGAAUAUUGUUUUGGUUCUCAGGCUUGAAAUUUUGAUGUUUCCACUCACCCAUAACGUUGAAUCACUUAAAAAUAAAACAGGAUUUUUCAGGUUGUUUAAUGUUUUGCUUGAUAUUAGAAAUGUGGCUCUGAGUCUAUGCUAUGGAUCUUUUUAUGUCCAAUGCCAAUCACAUACUAGUGCUACAGAUUUAUGGAUCUUUCUGUAAGUAUAGAAAUUCUAAUUGUGGAAUAGGGCUGGGCGAUAUGGCCUCAAAUCAAUAUCCCGAUAUAUUGAGCAGUUCACCCUGAUAACUAUAAAUAGACAAUAACUACUUCACCAGCUCCUCACCCCUUCCCACAUUAACUUUGUCUACUUUAGCUGCUACAACCUUUAAACCAUCCUCCAUCUCCUCACCUGUCUUUCCCUCUUUGUUACUGACUGGAUGGGGUGGAGUCACGUCUCUGACGUAGGACAGCGUCUUAAAGGGAUAUGAGACCAUAGCCUACCUACACACAUCCAAAACCAACUUUUAUUCAUUGAUUUUUUGACAUUGAAUAUAUUGACAUGGGCAAAAUGACGUAUUUUAUUGUCGUAAAUUUCUGUAUUGGUAAAUUUUCGGUUUAUCGCUCAGCCCUAAUCUGGAAGAAACUUAAACCUUCAAAGAGGAGCUCAUUUUUUUAAGCUACAGGUAAAAAAAACAGAGCAGCAACAUACUAGUUUUGACCAUCAAUGUGUUUGCCAAAAACCAAGAAAUGUUAAUAUUGUACUAUAAAUAAGCAAACUGUAUCCUUGAGUUGGUUGCUGGUUCAAAGUAGGGAUGAUAGAGAUUCACCACCUGCCUUAUAAUGGACAGAAAACAUCUGUGAAGCAGGAGCAGCAAUGAAGCCAAAUGACGCCCAGCAUUUGCAGACCCCCAAAACAACCUGCACCUGUUCAACACUUUCUAACUUCUAUUUUCAGUCACUUAAAAAGCUUUUGAUCCAAAGGGAGUGGCGUAAAGGUUUCUUCAAAAUAAAAUCAUGUUUUUUUUUUGAGUGUAGGAGAUCAAGCAGCCUAAACCUUAGGCAGUGAAAAAGUCAGAAUAAAAGCAUCAGAAAUGAUUAUUUUUGAUGUAUUGUCUUUACUACAAACUGAGCGACUGUGGAGGAAGUGACACAAAGGGAGAUAUGCUUACCCCACCUGGAAAAAAAGAUUUUCUGCAGUCUGGGGGUUUUUGGACUUCAUUAAAAAGAUGAGAUGUUUGAGGACUAGGACAACAGCGAGUCUUUGUUUCUUUAGAGGUUUUUGUCAUGGGGUCAGGGUUGCAGAUAAAACAUAAUCUUGAGCAUCAUCCCAACACUCUGGUUUGAAACUGCUGCAAAAUGUCAUGACAAGCUCACAGUCAUUUGAAACUAUUAUUAUAUCACCGUAUGUUUCAUCUUUCCUUUUUAUUGUUAUUGUAAACUGGCCUUAAAGUAACUUACAGUAGAUCCCUGAACUCUCAGGUGUGUAAGUUGUGUAAAUUGUCUCAAAAGUGCAGAUUACCUGUAAGUGUGUUAACCUUUUUGAAUGAUCUCUCUCUCAGCAGCCUCCUCUGAACGCCCAGAUGUUAGCCCAGCGUCAGAGGGAGCUCUACAGCAUCCAGCACCGCCAGCGCCAGCUUUUCCAGCAGAAGGUCAUGCUGAUGAGACAGAACAUGGCGGGCGCUCCGACUGGGGCCGCUGGGACCAUCGGUACUGCCAGAGUCCCAAAAGGUCCUUCGACAACACCUCAACCGCAGCAGCAGCAGCAGCAGCAGCAACAGCAACAGCAGUUCAACUUCCCAGCAGGGUACAACCCGAUGACGGGAAAAUCCCCUACCUCACCGAGUCACUUCAGCCCCAUGAGCGGGGGCCCUCUGGACAACAAACUGUCCUCCAGAGUCCCCCUGAAUAACCAGACGCUGAUUGGCGGAGUGCAGGGCCAGUUCAGCAGUAAUGUGAACUCGUCGCUGCAGCAGGGCCUGUUUCAGCAGUUUGGAGGGUCUGGUAAGUUAAAAAACACAGUCACCCACUGAAAGACUGGACACUUAAUCAUCUGCUUUAUUUCUGCAAAUGAGUGUUUCCUUUCGCUCUCCACAUUAUGAAAAAUUUAAACUUUGAGCUGCUGUUUGCAGUCCUACCGUUUUCAAAUCACUAAUCAGAAAAAUUGCUCUGGGCUAAACCAUGAAAUGAGGUCAGUGAUGAAAAAUGGAAAGACUUGUACAGCAUUAAGUUCUUAGUACAACAAAGAAGUACUCAAAGAAGAAAUCCAGCAGUAUGAUAGAGUCACAACAUGGAAUAAAAUAAAAAAUAAAACAAUUUUAAGAGCAAAUACGCAUCAAAAAGUUGCAAUAACAAAGUCAUAAGAGGAAAAAGUUGUUAAUUUGCACAGUAAAACAGUACUUUGUCUCAUGGGCUAAAACAUGGGGUAUUCAGUUAUGCAACUUCAAACUCCACAAUAUGCUCUGUGUUGAUCGGCUGUGUUUAGGCGGCUGCAGGCUGCUGUUCUGAUCUGCCCCUGACUAACAACUUAAAGGCGAAACCGUAGGACAUAAUAAUCAGCUUAUUAUUAACUUUUUAGCUUUGAUCUCAAAACCUUAAUGUCCUUGCAAUUUGAUGACCCCGAUACUCAGUCCUGAGGGCAGUGAUGUUACUAAACUAAUGAACUGUUCAACGUCCAGCUGACUGCAUGCUGCACAGAAGCUAUUUUUUACUUGUAUGAACUGAGCUCACUUUUGUUCACUACCCUUCCUAAAGCUUUGGUCCAGCAAGACCCACCUUUCCCUCCCGAGAUGAGCCCGACCAGCCCAUUAUUGUCACCUCAGAACUCCACCUCCCAGAGUCCUCUGCUCCAGCAAGCCCCGCCUCCUGGCUACCAGUCACCAGACAUGAAGAGCUGGCAACAGACAGGCAUGGCCAGCAACAGGUAAGACAAACCGAACACCUUCUGAAGUGGAUUUAAUCCAUGUGUUAAUUGAAAUGUGACUGAGUCUCUUUUGUCCUUCAGCCUGUUCAGUCAGUCAGGACAGAGUGCAGGGCAGGCUUUUGGCCAGCAGGGGGUCUACAACAACAUGAGCAUCACUGUCUCCAUGGCUGGAGGCUCGGGUGGUGUCGGCUCAUUACCUCCCAUGGGGCAGACAGUCAGCUUGAGCAACAGUAACCUCAGCAGUGUCGGCUCAGUGUGCAGCGACCAGCAGGUGAGAAAUGUGAUCUGAUGGCAUCCCCUCGUCCUCUACGUAUAAUAUAAAUACAGUCAGAGCUGGACUUUUGAUCAGGUUUUCAUUCCAGCUGUGAUUUUGGAUUCACACGCUCAGAAAGGCAUCACUCAAAUACUGCGAUUCGCUCUGUGCGUCUGCAGGUGCAGCAGGUCCAGGUGUUUGCGGACGUCCAGUGCACCGUGAAUCUAGUGGGCAGCGACUCCUACCUGAACCAGGGCUCCAUCGGCACCGCAGCCUCCCAGAAGGCCCCCGGACCGCAGGGCUCUCAGAACAACCAGGCCCAGCAGAAGAGCCUCCUCCAGCAGCUGCUCACCGAGUGA
Xyrichtys novacula (pearly razorfish) is the source of this 21871-nucleotide messenger RNA. Lineage: Eukaryota; Metazoa; Chordata; Actinopteri; Labriformes; Labridae. The record is from the annotation of a GenBank genome assembly.